This is a messenger RNA of Sorghum bicolor (sorghum), 952 nucleotides long. RefSeq names its product pectinesterase inhibitor 8. The transcript has a single exon. The coding region runs from base 168 to 767 and encodes 199 amino acids. NCBI's taxonomy places the organism in Eukaryota, Viridiplantae, Streptophyta, Magnoliopsida, Poales, Poaceae. Gene Ontology annotation, molecular function: enzyme inhibitor activity. The record is from RefSeq and is a predicted model, not a curated record.
GAUAGAAUAGAGGCACUCCAUCCGUCGCGCACUCAGAGCUUGUCCGGCGGCUGUCCCAUCCCAGCUAAAGCAAAACCACCCUCGAUCGAGCCCGAGCUGAUCAUCAUUCCUUUCACGACGCAAAGAAGGCACCAAGAAGAAUCCCCUCCAUCGACGACGAAGGGGCGAUGACGAUGAGGCCGCUGCCGCAGACCGUCGUCCACCUCCUCCCCCCCGUCGCCGCCGUGCUCGCGUUCGCGCUCAUUGGCUGCCUCGUGGGCGGCGCCAGCGCGACGGUGGUGACGACGUGCAGGGCGGCGGCGGACAGCGACGCGCGCGUGGACUACGGCUUCUGCGUGGCGGAGCUGGGCAUGCACCGCGAGAGCCCCGACGCCGACGUCUGGGGCCUCGCCAAGGUGGCCGCGCUGACGGGCGUCAACAACGCCGACAACGCCGUGUACGACAUCAAGGCCCUGCUGCUGCUCGCCGCCGACGACGGCGCCAAGAGCAGGUCGCCGCCGCCGGACGGCCCGACGCGCGCGGCGCUGGAGAAGUGCGGGAGGCUGUACGACUCCGUCGGGUUCGCGUUCGCCGAGGCGGACGACGAGAUCAACAACCGCCGCUACGCCGCCGGGAAGGGCAAGGUCGCGGAGGCGGUGUCCCUCGCGCGCCAGUGCGACGACGCCCUCGCCAAGGCCGCCGCCGUCCCGUCGCCGCUGGCGCAGCACAGCUCGUACAACGUGAGGAUUGCUAAUAUCUGCACCGCCAUCACCAACCUCAUCAAGUGAAUAUACUGCUGUAGUAUAUAGUACUGUAAUUACAGGAACAGGAGCACUCACUUUGGUGCAUCCAGAAUAAAUAACGUGGUCGAUCGGCCUGACAGGUGACAGGACUUUAAAGUUUGUAUACCUUUUGAAAACUUUGUACAAAUAAUGAAAAAAAAGGAGUUCUGCGUCGAGUAAAGUUCUCCACU